CCCUCUGUUCAUUUUCUCUACACAGUACACAGCCUCAGCAAUCAGCAUAUAUUCGGGGUUCUUCAGUUCUUCAAGCGUCCUCUUGUGAUCAACCGCGUUUCUACUCUUUUGAUUGAAGUUUUUUCGAGUUUUUUUCUUUGGAACAAGGGAAAUUUAUUGAUAGAUCAUGCCAGACGUGCAGGCUCUUGUCAAUGAUUUCAUUAGCAAGCUUAAAAAACGUAAGAUUGAGGGCUCUCAUGCGACGGCGAAGCAAGCAGCGGAAUUGCUUCGGUCUGUGAUUUCACAACAGCGAGUGCCUUACACGAACCAGGCUGGAGCUUUGAUUGAUGCUGUGAAGGCUGUUGGAGAGCAGCUGGUAGCUGCAAAUCCUGUCGAGCUUGCGGUGGGGAAUAUUGUGAGGCGAGUUUUGCAUAUUAUCAGGGAGGAGGAUCUUUCCUUGACAACGGCUUCCAUGGCUGGGUUGAACUUAUCAGCUGUAAGCGAUGAUGAAGAUGACACUCAGAAAGAUGAUCAUUCAGUUUUAUCUGCUGCUGUGGUUGCUGCUGCUGCAAGAAGCACUCUACGUCCACCUUCCUUGCAAACCUUGCUGGAGGACCUUCCCAACUCAUCUGCUAUUCCACACACUUCUUCAUCGGGGGGUGAUUCUGAAGCAAAAAGCAAAUCUGCUGAUAAAAGUUCAACAACUCGGAAGCUGAAGCAUGAUGUCAUUGAAGCUGUUAAUGAAGUUAUCCAAGAUAUAGCCACUUGCCAUGAACAGAUUGCGGAGCAAGCAGUAGAGCACAUCCAUCAAAAUGAGGUAAUACUAACAUUAGGUAGUUCGAGGACUGUGUUGGAAUUUCUUUGUGCUGCAAAGGAUAAGAAACGAUCAUUUCGGGUAUAUGUCGCUGAGGGUGCUCCAAGAUACCAAGGUCAUCUGCUUGCAAAAGAGUUGGCCACAAGAGGGUUACAGACAACACUGAUUACUGACUCGGCAAUUUUUGCAAUGAUUUCCCGAGUGAAUAUGGUUAUAGUUGGAGCUCACGCUGUUAUGGCCAAUGGAGGGGUCAUUGCAGCUGUUGGGAUGAAUAUGCUUGCUCUUGCUGCUCAAAGGCAUGCUGUUCCUUUUGUUGUACUGGCUGGCAGUCACAAGUUGUGCCCUCUGUAUCCUCAUAGUCCUGAGGUCUUACUCAAUGAACUGAGAUCACCAUCUGAGCUGUUAGACUUUGGAGAAUUUUCAGACUGCAUGGAUUUUGGAAGUGGCAACGGUUCCCCUCUUCUUCAUGUUGUUAAUCCGACAUUUGAUUAUGUGCCACCAAAGCUUGUUAGUCUGUUUAUUACUGACACUGGAGGGCAUAACCCAUCAUACAUGUACCGGCUCAUUGCUGAUUACUACUCUGCUGAUGAUUUGGUAUUGCAGAGAAAACCUGCUCCAGGGAAUUGAAUUUUGAUCUCCUUUCUUUUGCCAUAGAGAACUUCUAUAACUUCCAUGGAAGAAUUUGGCCGGUGAUGCAUUUAACUGGAAGCUGUGAAACCAUCCUGAAAAUCUUAAUGGUUCUUAAUGGUUGGAAAAAUUGCGGAUACAUAACUUUUCAGGUAAGGGAACGGCAGAGGAUGGAGCCGAGAAGCAAACAGGCCAAGCAAUGCCAAUUUUGUGAACAGUGAAUAGGUAUGUGCUGCAACUGUAGAACAGAGAAUAGAAAUUGUUUUGGUAGUUAGUGAGAGGCUUAACUUUCUGCUGCGGAACUACUGGAUAUUGGACAAAGUAGCUGCCCAUUUAUUCCAUUUAGCUGAGUUGAUUGAGGUUUUUUGCCCUGAUGCCAUUCAUACAAUUUAUGGCUGUGUUGUAUAUGUAACAGAAACUUUGGGAAUGUCCGUUGGGAUUAUUUUCUGUAUUCAACUGAUAAAUUUCAUGGAAGAUGGGAACCCUUCGC
Molecule: messenger RNA, 1910 nt
Organism: Tripterygium wilfordii
Lineage: Eukaryota; Viridiplantae; Streptophyta; Magnoliopsida; Celastrales; Celastraceae
Product: translation initiation factor eIF-2B subunit beta-like
Exons: 11
Coding region: 167-1420 (417 amino acids)
Biological process (GO): translational initiation
Cellular component (GO): eukaryotic translation initiation factor 2B complex
Molecular function (GO): guanyl-nucleotide exchange factor activity; translation initiation factor activity
Source: RefSeq, a predicted model, not a curated record